Entrophospora candida is the source of this 785-nucleotide messenger RNA. The record is from the annotation of a GenBank genome assembly. NCBI's taxonomy places the organism in Eukaryota, Fungi, Glomeromycota, Glomeromycetes, Entrophosporales, Entrophosporaceae.
GAAUAGAGAAAAAACAGGUACGAGUUAAUGGAAAAAGGGAAUCCGUUUACAUCAUCGACCAUUCCAAAAUAGUAGCUAAGUUAUGCAAUUCCAUUGGUGAUAUCGAAGAUUUUGAGUUGGAAACUCAUGGCCUUCCCACUUCUGAUAUUUCACAAGAUAGCUUACCUACUAAAACUUCUAUGGAAGAAAUCCCAGUAUUUAACGUUCCUGAAACAAAGGAAGAAGAAAACGAACCGGAAAAAAUAAAUACUGAAAAAAUAAAAUCAGUCCCUUCAGAACAAUCCAAUAUAUCAUGUAAUAUAAAAACCGUUACCAAUACUAGUGAUCAAAAUUCAGAUACAAAUUGCGUCAACAAUAAUCAGGAUAAAUUGCUUGAUAAACCUGUUUUAAAUUCUUCCAAAAUCUUGAACCUGUUAGCAAUGAAUUGGAAAUAUCCUCCAACAUAUCUGAAAGCGAUAAAACCGAAAAUGCGGAGCAUAGAGCAAUGGGCAAUCGAUCAUGGUGAGGAUCCAGAUAAGUUUAUGACUAUUACUGAAAAAGAUAUUAAUUUAUCUACAACAUACCGAGAUAGAAUGAUGUCAGAUGCCGAUAUGAUUCAGUUUGCAAAAGAGACUGAUGAUGAUCCAGAUUUGCUAAUGAAUAUGACUAGGAGAGAAAGAUUAAUAAGUGAAGAAAUAUAUUUACGUGAAUGGGAGGAAGAAGGAAUACAACGAUCAUAUAUUUUCGAUAAUGAAGAGUGGAAAAAAAAUAUAGCCAUUCUUCAAGAAAAUGGAUAUCUAAGGUAA